Messenger RNA from Aphanomyces astaci, 1210 nucleotides. RefSeq lists its product as hypothetical. Lineage: Eukaryota; Oomycota; Saprolegniomycetes; Saprolegniales; Verrucalvaceae. The record is from RefSeq and is a predicted model, not a curated record. Bases 316 to 831 code for a protein of 171 amino acids. The transcript has a single exon.
GCAACACUUUCUUGAGCUACAUACCAGGUAGCUAUCGGUAGCUCCCUACCGAAGCAUCGAUGGACGUUGGCGUAGGGACAGGCAUGGCCUCCGUUUGGUACGGCACUUGCAUGUGCACAAGUGUGAGAGGUCGGGCUCAACCCUACCCUACGACCUGCGACGCCACGUUAUCCAUCUGGCUCAAGUAGACGCUUCAACUGCCGGUGAUCUUGACUUGAGCCAUAGCAGUGGACAUGAGAUCGUCGACGUCACUACGAUCCCGACCCGGUGAUGGUCACGUCGUGACGGUCCGUCGAGCCUGUGCCGAUCACUUGGAUGCGCCCAGAGCCAGCCAUAGUCGCGGCAUUCCAUUGGCUGAGUGUGUUGAUUUCGAUCUACCCAGCUCCCGCGACCUGGUUAAGCAAGUGGGGGGUACUUAGGGCAUUCGGGGCAACGGUCACACCGCCUGACGCACUCAUGUUCACAUUGACGUUGUCGAGGACAUUCAAAUCGACGCCACCGCGAUGUACGUGUGCCCCGACCCACAGCCUUUGGCACCCAAGUGGCUGGCGGUUGCAGUGGUGCCCACAACGAGCGCGACGCCUCCCGAGCCCACGACUUCAGUUUAGAUCGACCCUGCCACCGCCACAUCCGAACAAUCCAGUUGAACGCGGCCAGAGCCGGUUUGGUAUAGUGACAGGUUGGCGACUUCGACGGGUCCGUCUUGGACCAGCAGCGCCCCCGAGCCUCGGGAUUGCAGGCACAGUUUUCACAGCUCCUCUUCGCUUGAGCACGCCAGGAUACACUGCCGCCACGCCGGGCGAAGCCAACACGACCGACGUAAUGGACUGAGCUGGGGGCAUGCACUUCGACAUAGUAACGACCGCCGACAUGCGAGGCCUUCCACUUAGGACGUCGGCGCUUUCGUUGACUAGAAACGCACUAGCCAGCCCAAUGCAGCACUAUGGUGGGGACUUUGGCAGUCUUGGCUUGGGCAAACUCGUAAAUGGCGCUUGUUCGGAGCUGCAGGGCGGCGGACACGACAGCCGUUGCUUCGAACGUCCAUUCCAACCAAGGUGCUGACGAGCGUAUGGCAAUUUCAAAACUGAGGCCAUUUCAAGUGUCUGGCUGCAUUAUUGGGCGGGGGUAAAAUGACUUAGAGCAAUCAAAAAUAAUACUAACAUUACGUAGUACUAGUACGUUUAACUGUAACAAUACCUUUUCUCCCUGA